Molecule: messenger RNA, 801 nt
Organism: Pochonia chlamydosporia 170
Lineage: Eukaryota; Fungi; Ascomycota; Sordariomycetes; Hypocreales; Clavicipitaceae
Exons: 1
Coding region: 1-801 (266 amino acids)
Source: RefSeq, a predicted model, not a curated record
AUGGACUCCACUGCUAUUGACGACUUUAUUUCAAGAGACGAUAUUGACGGCUUAAAGGGUUACUUAUCCAAGCUUUUCCCUAGCACCCCCGCCCACGACAAGGGAUCACUUGCCGUUGUUGACCAUUACAUAAAGAGCAACGAAAUUAAACGCUUGAGGGAUUACUUAUUCAGGCUUUGGCCUAAAACCCCCGCUUACGAAAGGGGAACACUUGCUGUUGUUGACUAUUAUAUAAAGUGCGGCGAUAUUGAAGGUUUGGAGGGAUACUUGCCCAGCCUUUCUCCUAGGCCCCAGCUCUACGAAGAGGCAGCACUCGUCGUUGUUAAGCAUUAUAUAAAGCGCGACGAUAUCGAGGGCUUACAAACUUACUUGGGCAACCUUUGCAUUGGACACCCCGCCCACGAAACCGGAGCCCUCGCCGUUAUUGACUAUUAUAUAAAGCGCAACGACAAGCAGGGUUUGCGUGACUACCAGAAAUCUCAUCUAUCCAGUCCUCAUGAGUCAUACAACGUGGCCAUGAGAUUUCUGGAAUGCAAAAACAAACCCGACGGCUCCUCAUCGGAUGAUAAGGACUUUGACGAUAAGACGAAUCGCCUUCAUGGCAUGAUCAAGACCACCCUGGAUGUGCACAGAGGCCGUGGAGCAAAAGGGCAACCCUACGUUGACAAAGCGACAAAGGAACUCAACGAUCAUCUAGCUACACGCGACAUCUCAGCGAUCAAAGCACCAAUUGUGUCUGACGAUGGAAGCAAUGGUCUCAUCAGCGGAAUUGAGGCUGCAUUAGAAGUACUGCGCAGCUAG